AUGUCUCCAGACGAUCCCAAAGCUCCCUCCUAUAUUCAUGGCCACAGUCCCUCUGUCAUCCGUGCCCACUCAGCGCGCACAGCAGAAAACUCCUGCGCCUACCUGCUCCCACAUCUCACGUCUUCAAUGAGAAUUCUCGACAUAGGCUGCGGCCCAGGCACAAUAACAUGCGAUCUCGCAUCCCUCGUCCCGCAAGGCCAUGUCACCGGUAUAGACAGUACAGACAGCGUCCUCGAACAGGCACGGGCAUGUGCUAAUGAACGCCAUCUCGAUAACGUCACUUUUGCUGUCGGGGAUAUCUACGCCUUGGACUUCCCAGAGGCGAGUUUCGACGUCGUACACGUGCAUCAGGUGCUCCAGCACCUCGGCGACCCUGUCCAAGCGCUCAAGGAGAUGCGGCGGGUUGCGAAGCCUGGCGGGCUUGUGGGGGCGCGUGAGGCGGAUAUUGCGGCGUCCGUAUGGUAUCCGCCCUCCGCCGGUCUCGACACCUGGUGUGAUACGUACCUUAAAGUCGCGAAGUGGACGGGCGGGAUGCCGGAUACGGGGCGCAGGCUGAAGGAAUUGGCGAGGCUGGCGGGAUUUGAAGUAGGAGGCGUUACGGUGGGGGCGAGUACGUGGUGCUUCAGCUCGCCUGAGGAGAAGGCUUUCUGGUGCGGGACAUGGAAGGAAAGGGUAAGAGGAAGUGGGUUUCGGGGAAAGGCGAUUGAAAGUGGCAUUGCGGGGCAGGAGGAUCUAGAGAGGAUAGCAGAGGCAUGGGAUGCGUUCGAGUGGGAGGAGGAUGGAUGGUUUGUAGUAGUGCACGGGGAGGUGCUGUAUCGCGUGUAA
This is a messenger RNA of Coniosporium apollinis CBS 100218, 825 nucleotides long. RefSeq lists its product as uncharacterized. Lineage: Eukaryota; Fungi; Ascomycota; Dothideomycetes. The transcript has a single exon. Gene Ontology annotation, molecular function: methyltransferase activity. The coding region runs from base 1 to 825 and encodes 274 amino acids. The record is from RefSeq and is a predicted model, not a curated record.